GCCAUGGUAAAAUUUUCCCUUUUUAGUUGUGAGCGGUGGAGAAUUGUGUGACGUGGAACACGAUACAUUCGAUGUCUGUACAUUACAGGUCCUUAUUAUAGGUAACUGAGAAAGAGCAAAUCUUAAACCAAAGGAAAUUAUAGUUCAUUUUAUGGCCAUGUCUAUGUCCCUUCGACUUUGUUUUCGACCCUCCAUUUCUGGCUUAAAGAAUAAAAGGGAUUUGCUGGGCUUAGAAUUGGCAGCUGAUCAAUCGAGUAACCCGAUGGGGAAAUGGUUUGCUGGAGUAAAGAAGUUCAUUCCCUUCAGGGGAUAUGUUAAGUUUGUGCAAACAACAGCAAGAAUAUCGUUUCCAAAGAUCUCAUCAGAUAUUAAAGAUAAAGAACCUUCAAAUAUUUUGAGUCACAAGAAGAUGGCUCCUUAUUCGGAUCCCCCUAGCAUGCAAGAUGUAGACAGUUUGUAUGAUUUCUUUGAUAGCAGUACCAAGCUUGUUGUAUUGACGGGAGCUGGCAUGAGCACAGAGAGUGGAAUUCCAGACUACAGAAGCCCAAAUGGAGCUUAUAGCACAGGUUUCAAACCAAUUACCCAUCAGGAGUUUAUCCGAUCAAGCAAGGCUCGAAGGCGUUAUUGGGCACGGAGCUAUGCUGGCUGGAGACGGUUCACUGCUGCUCAACCUAGUACAGGUCAUACAGCUCUAUCAUCUCUUGAGAAAGCUGGCCAUAUAAGUUUUAUGAUUACACAGAAUGUGGACAGGCUGCAUCACCGGGCUGGCAGCAAGCCACUUGAAUUGCAUGGGACUGUCUACGUUGUUGCCUGUACAAAUUGUGAUUUUACUCUACCUCGAGAUCAGUUUCAAGAUCAAGUGAAGGCUCAUAAUCCCAAGUGGGCAGCAGCUAUUGAAAGUUUGGACUAUGACAGUCGAUCAGACAAGAGCUUUGGAAUGAAGCAAAGGCCUGAUGGGGAUAUUGAGAUUGAUGAGAAAUUCUGGGAAGAGGAUUUUUACAUUCCUGAUUGUCAGAGAUGCCAAGGAGUUCUGAAACCUGAUGUUGUCUUCUUUGGGGAUAAUGUCCCCAAAGCUAGGGCUGAUGCUGCCAUGGAAGCUGCAAAGGGAUGUGAUGCCUUCCUUGUACUUGGUUCAUCUUUGAUGACCAUGUCUGCUUUCCGGCUUAUCAAAGCUGCGCGUGAGGCAGGUGCUGCUACGGCAAUUGUAAAUAUUGGUGCUACACGAGCUGAUGAUCUUGUACCUUUGAAAAUUAGUGCUCGAGUUGGAGAGAUACUUCCAAGAUUGCUUGAUGUUGGAUCCUUGAGUAUCCCUGCUGUCUAGUUCCUGAUUCAGAACAGUGUUAAUAAAUCGCAUCCAGAUUCUUUUCAUCAGUUGCUGCAAUGGAUUGUAUACUUGGCCAGAACAUGCAAGUUUUCUGCAUUUCGCGUUUUGUAAAAUCACUAUAUCCAUCCUGAUGUUGUUUGUAAUUCUUAAAAAUGUACUGCUCAAGGACCACACAUUCUCCAAUGACACCUUCAUCUGCGGACUUCUGUAUUUCAACAUAGUUCGACUAUUUAGAAAUGGAUAUCAAGCUUUUUCUGCAA
Molecule: messenger RNA, 1584 nt
Organism: Lycium ferocissimum
Lineage: Eukaryota; Viridiplantae; Streptophyta; Magnoliopsida; Solanales; Solanaceae
Product: NAD-dependent protein deacylase SRT2
Exons: 11
Coding region: 152-1321 (389 amino acids)
Molecular function (GO): NAD+ binding; NAD-dependent protein lysine deacetylase activity
Source: RefSeq, a predicted model, not a curated record